GGGGGCGGGAGCCGGCGCGGCGGCGGCGGAGCGGCGGAGCGGAGCGGAGCGGAGCGCGGCCCCGGGCAUGCUCCCGGAGCCCAAGUAUGACCGCUUCCGCGACGAGCCGCUGACCGCCCCCAUGCCGUCGCCGGCCCCCGGCGCCCCCGGGCCGUGCCCCGCGGCGGGCGAGGAGCCCGAGCCCGGCACCACCUUCUGCGCGCUGCUGCCGCGGAUGCCGCAGUGGAAGUUCCCCGGCCCCGGCGGCUUCCUCGGCCGCGGCCCCGCCGGCGCCGGCCGGGAGCUCUCCGCGCAGACACGGGCGGGCGGCGCCGCGGCCGCGGGGGCCCCCUCGGGGCUGGCCGCCGUGCUGGGCGCCUGCGAGCCGCUCUGCGCCGCGCCCUGCUCGGGGCCGGCCGGCGGGCGGCCGCGGGGGCCGGCGGCGGCGGCGGCGGCGGCGGGGCGGGCGGCGCGGGCGGAGGCGGCCCGGCCGGGCGGGGAGGAGUGGAGCCGCAAGGGCAGCUUCAUCCGCAAGCCGGCGCAGGGCUGGCUGCACCCCGACGAGCGGGUGCUGGGGCCCGGCGUCUCCUACAUCGUCCGGUACAUGGGGUGCAUCGAGGUGUUGCGCUCCAUGAGGUCCCUCGACUUCAACACCCGGACACAGGUCACCAGGGAAGCCAUCAACAGACUGUACGAGGCGGUGCCGGGCGUGAAGGGCAUCUGGAAGAAGAAGGCUCCCAACAAAGCCCUCUUCUCCAUCCUGGGCAAGAGCAACCUCCGCUUUGCUGGCAUGAGUAUCGCUGUCAACAUCUCCGUUGAUGGGCUGAACCUCAUGAUCCCCACUACACGCCAGAUCAUCGCCAACCACCACAUGCAGUCCAUCUCCUUUGCCUCCGGUGGGGACACGGACACCACGGAUUAUGUCGCCUAUGUCGCCAAGGACCCCAUCAACCAGAGAGCCUGCCACAUCCUGGAGUGCUGCGAGGGGCUGGCGCAGAGCGUCAUCAGCACGGUGGGACAGGCCUUUGAGCUGCGCUUCAAGCAGUACCUGCACAGCCCCCCCAAGGUGGUGGCACCCCCAGACAGGGCGCUGGGUGCAGAGGAGUCGGCCUGGGGGGAGGAUGAGGUGGCUGAGCACGAUUACUACAACAGCAUCCCAGGGAAGGAGCCGCCCCCAGGGGGGCUGAUCGACUCCCGGCUCCAGCAUGGCACGAUCCUGGGUCACAUCCGCACUCAGCCCUCCAGCUCUGGUGUUCCCAGCCAGGGCGGGUUUGCAGCCAGGCGAGAACAGAGCAGCCAGUUGGGGCCGCCCUGGGACUUGGAGAGCCAGGGCCAGCCCUGCGAUGGGUACCUGCAGGCAGACGGCCACCCCCUGGGGCCACAGGACUACGAGGAGCACAUGUACGUGAACACGCAGAGCCUGGACGCCUGGGAGCCGGAGGCAGCGGCUCACGGGGUGCUGGAGGAGAGCCCCAAAAAGGACCUCUUUGAUAUGAGGCCCUUCGAGGAUGCCCUGAAGCUCCAUGAGUGCAUUGCUGGGGGCAGCACCAGCCUCCCCAUCGAGGACCAGUGGCCGAGCCCCCCCACGCGGAAAGCCCCCAUCGCCCCCACGGAGGAGCAGCUCAGGCGGGAGCCAUGGUACCAUGGGAAGAUGAGCCGGCGGGAUGCUGAGAGGCUCCUGCAGAUGGACGGGGACUUCCUGGUGCGGGACAGCCUCACCAACCCGGGGCAGUACGUGCUGACCGGCAUGCACAGCGGGCAGCCCAAGCACCUGCUGCUGGUGGAUCCCGAGGGCGUGGUGAGGACCAAGGAUGUGCUGUUUGAGAGCAUCAGCCACCUCAUCAGCCACCACCGGCAGAACGAGCAGCCCAUCGUGGCUGCAGAGAGCGAGCUGCACCUCCGCCAGGUUGUCCGGAGGAAGCAGUGAUGCCAGGGGGUACGUGAGCCCCCAACUGCUCCCCUGGCACUGGACUCACCCCAGCCCCAGGGCAAGCCAGAGCCCCUCCACUCUCCCCUCCUCUGAUUGUGCCUGGCCUCUGGGGUAGGCAAAGCCCCCUUCACCCCCAGGGUUGGGCUCCUGAUCCCCCUCCUCAGCGGGGUUUUGCAGUCACUGACCCCAAAGGACCCCCCCACUCUGCUGCCUCUCUUCCGUCAUCUGCAUAGGGCCCCUUGCCCAGCUGGACACAAAGACUUUUAUUCCACAUGCAGAGAUGAAACUGCGAAGGUGGGAGCUGGUGGCUGGUCUCACUGAGCGAGUAGGGGCCCGAAGCCAGCCUGAGCAGUGCUGCCCACUCCUGCCCAGGCUGUGCCCAGCUCACCGCAGAGAGGGAGGGGGCGUGGGUGGGCAUUGCGGUGGGGCUGCCCUGUCCCCCUCCUGCCCCAAAGCCCUGCCUGCACAGGGCUGGUUGAGCUGCUGGUACCACUGGCCCCUGUUGCCCAGAACUGCGGCCCCCCGCACCGGCUACGUCCCAGCACAUGGAAUUGGUCUCUGGAUGAUGAUGGAGCAAACAGUGUCGGGGCUGGCGCCAGGAGCCUUGUCCCAGGGCUCCGUAGGUGGGAUGGGGCGAGCAGGCUUGGUGUGCACGUGCAUGUGUGCGUGCGCAUAUCCGUGUGUGUGUGCGUGCGUAGGUAUGUGAGGGGCAGCCAGGGGACCAGCCCCCUGCACACUGAGCUGUGCCUCUCGCCCAGCGCUGCUGCUCAGGACCCAGCUCCCUGCCUCGGUCCCUCUCUCUGGAACAAUGUUCAGGGGGUGCCCCCACCCAUGGGGUGCCCCAUCAGUGGGGGCUGUAGCCCCCGGCUUGGCUCUGCCUGUGGGGCUGACUCAAGUGUCUCUUUGAGGCCGGCGCUGCUGGAAUAUCCCUGUCGCUCCCACCUUUCCAGCUGGAUUCUCCCCAGCAGUGGCUGCCAUGUGAGGCUCCCAGCGGUCCCUAGCCCCUACAGCCCUCCCCAGGCCGGGGCCAGGACGAAGCUGUGGUGGGAAAGAUGCAGGGCGGGGGGAGCUACCGGCACUGGCUCACGAGGCUGGGGCUGCUGGGAAGAGAGGUGUCCCACAGCCCCCGAGGACCCCCCCGGCCGGCUCGGGGCUUUGGCAGGUUUUUACAGCAUACACAGCCCCUUCUCCAGCGUGUCUGGCGCUCGGUGCGGGUUUGUGGUUUGGAAUACAUUUCUAAUUAAACGUGGAAAUGAGCGAA
This is a messenger RNA of Phalacrocorax carbo (great cormorant), 3170 nucleotides long. NCBI's taxonomy places the organism in Eukaryota, Metazoa, Chordata, Aves, Suliformes, Phalacrocoracidae. The record is from RefSeq and is a predicted model, not a curated record.